This is a messenger RNA of Drosophila melanogaster (fruit fly), 2503 nucleotides long. It is a transcript of the gene VhaSFD, whose product is annotated as vacuolar H[+]-ATPase SFD subunit. The record is from RefSeq and is marked reviewed. The transcript has 6 exons. Bases 161 to 1567 code for a protein of 468 amino acids. Gene Ontology annotation, biological process: proton transmembrane transport. Lineage: Eukaryota; Metazoa; Arthropoda; Insecta; Diptera; Drosophilidae. Gene Ontology annotation, molecular function: proton-transporting ATPase activity, rotational mechanism. Gene Ontology annotation, cellular component: membrane; vacuolar proton-transporting V-type ATPase, V1 domain.
UAUUCGAUUGAAGGCUGCAGAAAAGUCACAAGACCAGUCAGCUGAAUUUCGGUGCUGUGUCGCAGUAGUGUGAAAAACACUCGGUUGUAUUUGAUAGAUUUUCAUAAAUUCUGUGCUUGAAUUUGUGUGUGCCGAGCGUCGUCUCAAGAAAGCCCUCAAAAUGACUACCGCCUUGUAUUUGCCCGAGGAGAACAUUGAUAUGAUUGCUGCCACCUCGGUGCUGCAGCAGCAGGCGGCGGACAUCCGCACCAGGACGAUCAACUGGGCUUCGUACAUGCAGUCGCAGAUGAUCAGCGAGGAGGACUACAAGGCAAUCAGCGCGUUGGACAAGUCACGUGCCAGCUUCUUGGCCCAGAACUCCAGCCAGGUGGUGAAGACGCUGCUUAAUCUGGUUUCGCAUCUGUCGAAGGACUCCACCAUUCAGUACAUCCUUGUGCUGCUCGACGAUUUGCUGCAGGAGGAUCGCUCCCGUGUGGAUCUAUUCCAUGACACAGCCGGCAAGCUGAAGCAGUGCAUCUGGGGUCCGUUCCUGAACCUGCUGAACCGUCAGGAUGGCUUUAUUGUCAACAUGUCGUCGCGCAUCCUGGCCAAAUUCGCCUGCUGGGGCCAUGAGACCAUGCCCAAGUCCGACCUGAACUUCUAUCUGCAGUUCCUGAAGGAUCAGCUGGCCAGCAAUAACAACGAAUACAUCCAGUCGGUGGCCCGGUGCCUGCAGAUGAUGCUCCGUGUGGAUGAGUAUCGAUUUGCCUUUGUGGGAGUCGACGGAAUCAGCACUCUGAUCCGUAUCUUGUCGACCCGUGUCAACUUCCAGGUGCAAUACCAGUUGAUCUUUUGCCUGUGGGUGCUGACCUUCAAUCCCCUGCUGGCCGCCAAGAUGAAUAAGUUCAGCGUGAUCCCCAUCCUGGCUGAUAUCCUCAGCGAUUGUGCCAAGGAGAAGGUGACACGCAUUAUCCUCGCGGUCUUCCGCAAUCUGAUCGAGAAGCCGGAGGAUUCAUCGGUGGCCAAGGACCAUUGCAUCGCCAUGGUCCAGUGCAAGGUGCUGAAGCAGCUAUCCAUCCUGGAGCAGCGUCGCUUCGACGACGAGGACAUUACCGCCGACGUAGAGUACCUGAGCGAGAAGCUCCAGAAUUCGGUGCAAGACUUGAGCUCCUUUGAUGAGUACGCCACAGAGGUGCGCAGCGGUCGCUUGGAAUGGUCGCCUGUGCACAAGUCGGCCAAGUUCUGGCGCGAGAAUGCCCAGCGCCUAAACGAAAAGAACUACGAGUUGCUGCGCAUCCUCGUCCACCUCCUGGAAACCUCAAAAGAUGCCAUCAUCCUUUCCGUCGCCUGCUUCGACAUCGGGGAGUAUGUGCGCCACUAUCCCCGCGGCAAGCACGUCUUGGAACAACUCGGAGGCAAGCAGAUCGUGAUGCAGCAUCUUGGCCACGAGGAUCCCAAUGUGCGAUACGAAGCCCUGCUGGCUGUGCAAAAGCUGAUGGUACACAAUUGGGAAUACCUGGGCAAGCAGCUGGAGAAGGAAAACGAGAACCAGAAACAAGGUGCCGCCCCCAUCGCUGGCAAGGCCUAGGUGGUCUAAUCAACAAGUCAUCCAUGCACAGGCACACAACAAAUAUUUUAGCCAGGCCGCCAGCCUGAAACCUUAACUAACAAUAAGAGUCGUAGGGGGAUCUAUAUCUCCAGCCUGAUCCUCCGCUUCUCCAUCACACUUGCAAUGAUGUUUGUUCUUGCUAUCUUUAAGCGCAUGUUUGUUCCCCGUUUAAACUAAGUUUUUGUUAGCCCAUACCUCCGUGUACGCCCUCAGUUCUUAGAAAGUAUUGAGAGAAAAAUUCGAUUUUUUGUUGGCAUUCCAAAAAGCAAUUCACUGUAAUGGCAGAACAAAUACAAGCAACUAUCCUCUACAAAUUGUUCCAUUCAAUUCGAUUGUUUAUAUAUUUUGUUGUUAUUAUUAUUUGUGUUCUUAAUUUUAUGAGUGCGCCGCUGUACAGAGUUUUUCUAAACCAGAUGAUAUGCGCUUCUUACGUUUAUAUAGUCGCAUCUGCGCAUCCACAUCUAAGCAAAAAACGAAACUAAAGAAAACAAAAAAUAUAUUGUAUAAACCUAUCAAGUAUUUCUUUCAUUAAAAAAAAAAUAAAUCAAAUAAGCAUAAUUAAAACGAAAAAUAUGUAUUGCAUAAUAAAGUUGUUAUUAAAAUGUAUGAUACAAUUUUGGGAGUGUAAAAGAAAAUAUACAUAAAUUAGCCAAAAAAUAUAAAAAUACCAGUGUAUUCUUGUUUAACGAUUGGCCAAAUAGAAUGUGCAUUAAGAGAGCAUUUCGACCCUAAUAGUUUUCUACUUUCUCUCUCAGUAAUACAAUCUUAUUGUGAUGUUUCUGCGUAACGUAUCGACUCUUUCUUUGUUGGAUGUUUUUAGUGAUGUCUACCUCCACGCAAUGAACUAAGGAAUUUGCAGCAACCCAGGAUGAUUUGUGGUCAUCUUUGUGCGACUCAGAUGAGUAAGGCCUAUAU